This is a messenger RNA of Schizophyllum commune H4-8, 1675 nucleotides long. RefSeq lists its product as uncharacterized. Lineage: Eukaryota; Fungi; Basidiomycota; Agaricomycetes; Agaricales; Schizophyllaceae. The record is from RefSeq and is a predicted model, not a curated record. Bases 365 to 1246 code for a protein of 293 amino acids. Gene Ontology annotation, biological process: negative regulation of mitotic cell cycle; negative regulation of cell population proliferation. The transcript is spliced from 2 exons. Gene Ontology annotation, cellular component: cytoplasm; nucleus.
CGCAUGGGUCGGCUUAUGUGAGCAUGCAGGCGCAGCGAGUACAAAAGGCUGCGGUCAGGAGGGGGAGACCCAAGCGCCCACUCCCAGUCACUCGUCGGCUCACGUUUCUUUUCCUUUUCUCUUCGUUUCCGCUCUCGUCCGACGGCACGCCCCCGACACGCUAGUCUCUACAUAGAUCUCUCACUCCAGCCCCUCUUUCAUUGACGAGCCCCGCCUCGCCUCUUAUCCACGUCGUUAACGUCCUUCUUACACGUGUUCUCUGCUUGAAUCGCCGGUCGGUUCAGCACUUUCGACUUUGUUCACACUCUCGCCACCCACAACCACUCGUAAACUUCAUCCACACUUGCAUUCACCUCUAUCCACAAUGGCCUCCAACACCUCGAUCGCCAUCACCGUCGCCCAGGCUGUUGCCUUCCUCACGCGCCCCCUCACGGCCACGUACCCGCAGGCGACUGUAGCCCGUCUGCAGACCGUCCUCGAGGCUAGCCUCACGGCGUACUACGCCCCGACGUGGAAUCCCUCGGAGCCGCGCAGCGGUAGCGGUCGUCGCUCCCUCACGCUCUCCCCGGGCUGCCUCCCGCCUCGUUGCAUCUACCAGGCGUGCCUUGACUCGGGCGUCCAGUGGUUCGAUUGGGUCGGCCUCCUCGGCGGUCGCGAGUUCGACCUCUUCGUCGACCCCGGCCUCGUGUCCCUCUCCUUCGGCAAGCGUGGCACCCCAGGCGCCCAGCUCGUCACCGUCUGGGCCGAUCAGCCUACCCUCGCUACCCACCACCGAAAGACGUCCUCCAUGGACUCCGUCCGCCUGCACGCCGCCAACAUGCAGGCCGCGAUUGACGCCCAGCGCAAGACCUUUGCGCAGCGUGUCUCGGAGCGCGACGCGCACGAGGACGAGGAACUGUUCGCGAUGAUCGCGGGCGAGGUCGCUGCCCCCUCGUGGGAGCUGCCCCUCCCGCGCCCGCAGGCUCGCUCGAGCUCGCCGCUCUCGACCCACUCCCGCAGCAGCUCGCGCUCCUCCAACUCGAGCUCUGGCUUCUCCGCUGCAUCUGCAGUUUCGUCCGCGACGAGCUACAUUUCCAGCGCGGCCAGCGGUCGCUCGCAGACCAUGUCUCGCCGCGAGCGUGCCCGCCAGGCGCGUGUCUACGUGGACCACAGCAAGAAGGAUGUUACCCCUUACGAUGGUGGCAAGACCACUGUUCUCACCGGUGGUGUCAUGCUCGGCGGCGGCCCCCGUGCUGCCCGCGCCUGAGUGUUCACAACCGCACACCAUUCGACAUUGACGAUGACUCAAAACGCGCUUCCCAAACGCCUCACUCACGACCAAACGACACUACUCAUACGCUCUACUAAUCUUCUGCAUUCUCAUUGACGCUCACAUUGACACUCGUACUCAACAACUGUAGCCUUAGGUUUCUUAUGGGUUUUGGCCUCUCGUAUACUAUGACUGUAUUUAAUACCCCCUGCUUCGCCGCAUCCCCUACAAUGGAGGCGCUUAGCUGUGUAAUGUACCUGCUUCAUGACCUCCAGUGCUGGCAUUGCUUCACUGUCGUUACCUACUACCCCCACAAACCCAAUAUAUGGCAUGCUUAUUGCCGUCCUUGGACAAAGUUCAGCUGUGUGUUAUACUCCGCGCCUAGCGACUCAAUUGAAGGGGAGUUCACUAAAGCAUUAGGUUCUC